AUGAUACUCACAGCAGCUCUUGCGUUUCUCAACGCACUUGUUUGCCUUGCAGCAGCUAAUGCCGCGAUAGACGUAACUGUUCCUCGCACCCCUGUGCAAAAUGACUAUCCACCAAAUGGGCCUCAGCUACCAGCUAAUCCUCCAGGAAACAAAACCUAUGAAUACAUCGUUGUUGGGUCAGGGGCUGGCGGUUCUCCCCUUGCAGCUCGUUUAGCCCUCGCAGGCCAUAGUGUAUUACUAAUCGACGCUGGAGGCGACUAUGGCGCAAUACGCGAGGUCGAAGUUCCGUCUCUGUACAUCGGGGCAUCAGAGAGAAACGAGCUUAAUUGGGGAUACUUCACACGACAUUACACCAACGAAACCCAAACCAAACGUGACAGAAAGCUGACCUACCUAACUCCAAAUGGCGAAUAUUACAGUGGCGUUAACCCCCCAAAGGGCUCGAAGAUGCUCGGAAACUAUUACCCUCGCGUGGGUGGAUUAGGGGGUUGCACAGAACAUCUAGCCCUACUAGCCGUUCUGCCAGCAAAUGACGACUGGGAGUAUAUCAAGAAUUUAACUGGCGAUAAAAAUUGGGGUGCAAGGAACAUGAGGGGAUAUUUUAAGAUGAUGGAGAAGAACCAAUACCUCUCCGCUCGGGAAGAUGUAACCAAGGCUCACGGGUUUAGUGGAUGGCUAUCGACUACAAUAGAACCCAUGGGGCUAUUUACACCGGAUAUUAAAAUGGAUUCUAUUUUUCUAUCUGCAGCAUCUUCAAGAGGUCUUGACACAAGUGGUCUCCUAAAAAGUAUCCAGCAAGCUGUUGGUAGCGUUGCCACGAAAGUGUUGGCAUCAAAUUCUACCGCCUCGAUCGCAAACAGCCUUUCUAAGCUCCUGGCCUAUGACAUCAACAACAAUUCCCCGGAUCGCGACAGGAAAGAUACGCUCGCACGUAUCCCCCUAUCCAUCAACUCGCCCGAUUGGAAACGAUCCUCGCCACGCGACUUGGUAUAUAAGAUAGCCACAGCGAAAAACGCUAACGGAUCAAAGAAAUACCGCCUGGACAUCGCGCUUCACACGCUUGCCACAAAAGUAGUCUUCAACACCAAAGGCGCCAAGCCCAAAGCCACCGGAAUCGAGUACCUCUACGGCGAAGCGCUCUACCGCGCAGACCCGCGAUCCAACAGCACCCACACCGGCACCCCCGGCUCUGUACGCGCAUCCCGCGAAGUCAUCCUAGCAGGCGGCGCCUUCAACACGCCGCAACUACUAAAGCUCUCCGGCAUAGGUCCUGCAUCCGAGCUAAAAGCGCACAAAAUCCCCCUCGUGAAAAACCUGCCGGGAGUCGGAGGCAACCUGCAAGACAGGUACGAAAUCGGGGUAUCAGCCGCAGCGCCGCAGAACUUCACGCUGUUCGCAAACUGCACGUUUAUUACGACGGCAGACGACCCGUGCUAUGCGUCCUGGGCGCACAACGGAAACACCAACUCCAGUAACAGUGUUACUCACAAACCCGUCAACGGCAACGGCAGCGAUCCCGCAGUCCUAGCCCGCGGGCCCUACGCAACAAACGGGCUCGCACUCGGUCUCUGGACACGGUCCUCCGUCGCAGGCCGCGUGCACGAUCUCUGGGCCGGCGGCGUGCCGGGUUUGUUCCAGGGGUACUUCCCCGGGAUGUCGCAGACGGUGGUGACUCCCAGCGCGAAAAACUACUUCACGUGGCUCGUGCUCAAAGCGCAUUCGCGGAAUAACGGUGGCACCGUGAAUCUCACGUCCGCGGACCCGCGGGACACGCCGGAGAUCACGUUCCGCAGUUUUGGGGAGGGGAGUGUUCGCGGCGAGGAGCUGGCGAAGCUGGAUUUGAAGGCGGCGGUUGAGGGGAUGAAGUGGGGGAUCAGGGUUUUUGAGAAGGUUAGGGAGGUUGGUGGCGUGGGCGUGGAACGCGUCUGGCCGCCUGAGAGUGUGAGGUCGGAUGAGGAGAUUGAGGAGUGGGUUAGGGACGAGGCGUGGGGACACCAUGCUUCGUGUACUUGUCCCAUCGGCGCUGAUGGCGACCCGUUGGCGGUUUUGGAUGGGCAGUUGAGGGUAAGAGGGGUCGCUGGGUUGAGGGUCGUGGAUGCGUCGGCUUUUCCUAAGAUUCCGGGCACUUUUCCAGCGGUCGCUAUUUACCAGCUCGCUUAUAAGGCGGCGGAGGAUAUCCUUGCGGAUGCGAGAAGAUGA
This is a messenger RNA of Annulohypoxylon maeteangense, 2199 nucleotides long. Its product is annotated as choline dehydrogenase. The coding region runs from base 1 to 2199 and encodes 732 amino acids. The record is from RefSeq and is a predicted model, not a curated record. The transcript has 6 exons. NCBI's taxonomy places the organism in Eukaryota, Fungi, Ascomycota, Sordariomycetes, Xylariales, Hypoxylaceae. Gene Ontology annotation, molecular function: oxidoreductase activity, acting on CH-OH group of donors; flavin adenine dinucleotide binding.